UGAAAUUAAUGAAUAGCCUACAAGUUUAAAUACAGACUAAAAAACAUGUACAAUACAUUGGUAAACAGUGUAUGAGCUGCUUACACUAGCAAUCACUACAGAGACUGGAAGCAUGACUGCGUGGAUGCUGCCAUUGCCCGGUAUCAGUAGGAAGUAUCCUGUCACAUAUUGCUAUCAUAGGAAUCGAUCAAAAUUCCAAGUUGAGUACUGAAUGUGCAUUGUGAAGCGAAGAGCGUCUGUAUAGUGACAUGUAUUUAUUUUCUUUCUAAGCAGUGAUGCGAUCUGUCUCGGUCGUGAUGAUGUUUUUUUCUGCAGCUGCGCGGGGCUCGCUGGUCAUCCCGAUGAUGUUUUGUGCCCCCCCAGGUCAUGGGGAUUACUCGUACCAGCAGUCUUCUUACAGCGAGCAAGGCUAUGAAAGGUCAUUUGAGGAGUCAUCGCAGCACUACUACGAAGGAGGGAAUUCCCAGUACAACCAGCAACAGGCCUCUUACCAGCAGGGUGCCAACCAGGCGGCCUUCAACCAGCAGCAGUACCCCAGCCAGCAGGGCUACAGCGGGCAGCAGGUGGCGUAUGGCUCCUCACAGGGGGUUUCCUCGCAGUACCCCGGCUACCAGCAGGGCCAGCAGUACAGCUCUUACCGUCCGUCUCAAGCUGCCCCAAGCACCCAGGCACAGAGGCCUUAUGGAUAUGAGCAGAGUCAGUAUGGGAACUAUCAACAGUGAGGCGUGAAUGCCUGAAAAAAGCUUGGCCAAUUGGCAAAGAAGUUUAUGAAGUUUGAAUUAUAACCAAGUUCCUCUUGGAUAAUGGGAGCUGCCAGAAUUUCAUUUAUUAACCUUAAAUUUCCCAUGAGAUUAUAGUUCUAAGUAAAAAUUGAUUUUCAUUUUUUUACAUUUUAGUAUUGAUAUUACAUAUUUUUUGCUCAACCUCUAUGACUAAUACAUGUAUUGUGUAUUAGUAUGAAAUUCUGAUCAUGAAAAUCGCCUUUUCCUACUGCCAUACUGUCUUGCUUUGCUCCUGCUCAUAUGUAGCAUAUUGAGAAGUUCUGUCUCAUUAAAGCUCCUUCCUAUGGAAUAUGCAGACAGCCUCAGAUGCUUGCAGAUAUCCACUUUUCUGUUUAUGCAAACAUUUUUAAGUUUAGUGAUGUUGUUUUCAUCUUGUUCACAGAAUGAGCAAGAUUUUGUAACUAUUAUUUUUCUACUGUUUUUCAGGUAACUUUAAAGUUUGUUUCUUAAUAAUUUUUCUUUAAAAUGCACUUUUUAAAUUGUUGUUCUUUGGUCUUUUAAUGCCUGUUUUAAACCCUAAAACAGUUUUGUCCAUAGCCCUUUGUUUACAUUAAUUGGAAGAAAAAUAUUUAUAUUUAUAUUACGGGAUCUGCUGAGCAGCUACCAAAGGUUUAGUGGAAAAGACAAGAACAUUUUGCAGUCUAUACUGACUGUUGGUCUACCUAUAUAUUUUUGCUGCAUGUAAUUGUACAGACAGCAUCUUUACUUCUAUCAUGAAGUAGUGAGUAUAGCCAGAAUACUGUAGAAAUUCUGUACCUGAAAUGCAUGCUGUCAUGAUACUGUAGCGCAGCUUCACAGCUGGUAGUUUAUCUGUGGGUCAGCUGAACUGAACUCAGACUCACACCCAAGUGAUAAUCAGUAUAACUCAAACAUUAUUGAAUCACAACUACAAGCACUCAUUUUUGUUACAUUAAUUAUUGGAUUUAAAGAUAUUACUAUUUUUCAAUUUGUAUUUUAUAAAAAAUGGUAGAAUAGAGUCUGUUUGGUUUCUACCAAUCAGGGGACUUUUUGUAACUUAGGUUUACAAUGAAUGUAUUGUGUCUAUGUUUUGUCUUUAUGUGGCAAUGACAGGCUUUUAUGGUGACAUGGUAGCUAAGUGAAGUGUCCAUUUUGCCUGUGUUCUCACGAAAGGUCGUAUUAACGAGUAUUACAGAUGUCACAGUGUAAUCUGUAGUGCAGUAGAAGCUAAAAGAUACAUUUUAAAUGUUCCACAAACACAUUUGCCUUACAGCUCUAUAAUUAUAUACAACUCAAUAUAUAAUUCUUUUAUGAACAGCCCCAUACCUGCUAUUGCAAAUGUAAAUUAACCUACAUCUUGACCAUGCCAAUUAAUCAUUAUGGCACUGUUGCAGAUACAAAAUGGUGCUGAAAUUCUAUUUAUUUCAAAAUGAGGCAGCACAUUUAUCAUCGUUUUGAUGCUACAAAAGGUGUUUAAAAUAAUGAAUAUGGCUGUCAGACAGCACAACUCUUUCAGGACAAUCAUAGUGUCCGUUUUUAAUUUUUUUCAGUCGCUGUAAAUGGGAUGUAUUAUCUGUAUUCUGUAUGAGAGUCGUGUAUUGUGCAAAUAUCUUAC
Messenger RNA from Paramormyrops kingsleyae, 2355 nucleotides. The record is from RefSeq and is a predicted model, not a curated record. Lineage: Eukaryota; Metazoa; Chordata; Actinopteri; Osteoglossiformes; Mormyridae.